GGGGAGGGGGCGACUGGAUCUGUCUCUCUGUCUCUCUUCUCUUCUUCUGCCCAGUCCAGUGUACGGGCAGUGAGGGACAGCGGCCGCUCCCUGCAGCGGCUUCGGUCCGGCACUUUUGUACCGCUUUCCCCCCGCCGGCUAGGCACGCUCUCAAACGGAGGACAACUACGGCGGGACGCAGGGAGAGAAAGAGAAGGAUGAGCGACCCGGGCAAGAGCUCGGCUUCGGCUUCAUCCGCCACCAACACCACCACCGCGGCCACGCCGGCCCCCGGCUCGGACACUUAUAAAGGCUGGCUGUUCAAAUGGACCAACUACCUGAAGGGUUACCAGCGCAGGUGGUUCGUCCUUAGCAACGGGCUGCUAUCCUAUUACAGGACCCAGGCGGAGAUGGCUCACACGUGCCGCGGCACCAUCAAUCUGGCCACCGCGCACAUCGACACGGAGGACGCCUGCAAUAUCGUUCUGAGCAGCGGGGGGCGCACCUACCACCUGAAGGCCAGCACGGAGGUAGAGAGGCAGAAGUGGGUGACCGCUCUGGAGCUGGCAAAAGCCAAGGCCAUCCGCAUGAUGAACGAUCAGUCUGGCAGUGUCCGAUCUCUCCCUUCGCCACAGAGCGUUCUCCCCGGCCACAGCCAGCCACUCCCAGUGCCUGUGAACAAUCACUCGGGUAAUGGCCUACUAAUGUCAUUUCCGAUGAACAGUCACUCUGAUGACUCAGGUGAGGAGGAGCCCACGUCCCGCUCCGACCGCAGUGAACUGCAGGGGGCGCUGAAGACCUUGGCCAGUAAACUGGAUGACCUGUGUACGUGUAAUGAGCUGAUAGCGAAGCACGGUGCGGCCCUGCAGCGCUCCCUCAGCGAGCUCGAGGCCCUGCGUGUCCCGCUCGAGGGCAGCGAGAAGAUCAAGGCCGUCAAUGAGAGAGCCACUCUGUUCCGCAUCACCUCCAAUGCUAUGAUCAACGCAUGCCGUGAUUUCCUGGAGCUGGCGGAGAGCCACAGUCGCAGAUGGCAGCGGGUCCUGCAGCAUGAGAGGGAGCAGCGCACUCACCUGGAGGAGACCAUCGAACAGCUGGCCAAACAGCACAACAGCCUGGAGAGAGCGUGGAGAGAGGCCCCUACACACUCCACCAACACGCCAGACACACCCACCACACACACUGGAGUGAGUGAGAGGCCCCGAAAAGAAGAAGCGAGUGAUGAAGAUGAAGAUACAGAAUAUUUUGACGCCAUGGAGGAUUCACCUGCAUUCAUCACAGUGACCGCCACUGACCCCUCACAACACAGGCGUUCUCAGAGUAAUCUAAGUGGUGCCAGUGGUGGGCAGCCCAGCGACUGGAACCUGGAGGACCAUUCAUCUCCGAGCUAUAAUGAUUUGUCGGGGAAGGAGGUUCAGCCACGCAGGAAGAGGCGGACCCGAAUCCCAGACAAGCCCAACUACUCCCUGAACCUGUGGAGCAUCAUGAAGAACUGCAUCGGCAAAGAGCUCUCCAAAAUCCCCAUGCCUGUGAAUUUUAAUGAGCCUCUCUCGAUGCUGCAGCGGUUGACGGAGGAUUUGGAGUACAGUGAGUUGCUGGAUAAAGCUGCGCGCUGUGAGAAUUCUCUGGAGCAGAUGUGUUUGGUCGCAGCGUUCUCUGUCUCCUCCUACUCCACCACCGUCCACCGCACAGCCAAACCCUUCAACCCGCUGCUGGGGGAGACAUACGAGCUCGACCGGCUAGAGGAGUUUGGCUACCGCUCACUAUGUGAACAGGUAAGUCAUCAUCCUCCAGCUGCUGCCCAUCAUGUAAUGUCACAGCGAGGCUGGACCCUGUGGCAGGAAAUCACCAUCGCCAGCAAGUUCCGCGGCAAAUACCUGUCCAUUAUGCCGCUGGGUGCCAUCCACCUGCAGUUCCAUUCAAGUGGGAACCAUUACGUAUGGCGAAAGGUGACGUCCACCGUGCACAACAUCAUCGUGGGCAAGCUAUGGAUCGACCAGUCGGGGGACAUUGAUAUUGUAAACCACAGAACCAAAGAGACGUGUCAGCUCAAGUUCUCUCCCUAUAGCUACUUCUCCAGGGAAGUUCCACGCAAGGUGACAGGUGUGGUGGCGGACAGUGAGGGUCAGGCACACUACAUCCUGUCCGGGACGUGGGAUGAGAGGAUGGAGAGCGCAAAGAUUGUCCAGAGCAGCCGGGGCAGUAGUGGAGCAGAGGGCAAGCAGAAGACCGUCUACCAGACUCUGUCACCCAGACUGUUGUGGAAGAAAUACCCACUACCAGAGAACGCUGAAAACAUGUAUUACUUCUCAUCUCUGGCUCUGACGCUGAACGAGGAGGAGGCGGCCGUGAGUUUGACGGACAGCCGGCUGCGGCCGGACCAGCGGCUGAUGGAGGAGGGCCGCUGGGAUGAGGCCAACACGGAGAAACAAAGGCUGGAGGAGAAGCAGAGGGCCGUCAGGAGGAGGAGAGAGGCAGAAGCCUCCAACGCCACGGACGAAGGUCGGGAGUAUGAGGGCUACCAGCCGCUGUGGUUCCAUCAGAGGAUGGACCCUCUGACUGGAGAGACGAGUUUUGUGUAUAAAGGAGGUUACUGGGAGGCCAAAGAGAGGCAGGACUGGAGUAUGUGUCCGGACAUUUUCUGAAACACUUUUACCGAACUGAGAGAGAAAAACAGACAGAAUGGAGGACGGGAAAGAAGGAAGACCGUCAGGACUGACUGACGAAGGCCCAGGAGCUUGACUCCCGCCUCAGGAGGCCACAGCACCCAGGGCUGUGUGGAACUCUGAGUGUGUGAGUGGACGUGUGCGUGUGUGUGUGUGUGUAUUUGCACUUUCCACACAGGCAAAAAUAUCACAGAUCACCACACAGACUCACGUUAUGAAGGGACAUGGAGAGAGUGGGACGUCUGAGCCGCACCACCUCUCCAAACGUUCACCUGAAAGCAGUGUGUGUGUGUGGGUGUGUGUUUGCAAGCGAGAAGAAGGGGAGGUUAACUGUAUUGCCAAGUGCUUGGCCCCCUUGAUUGCUUCCAAACCAAAUCAGGUGCUCUUUAUUCAGAAACACCUUCUCCUCUCUCUCUGUGUCUCUCACUCACUGUCUCCCUCCCUCUCUUCUCACUGGAAGACACAGGAGGAGCUUGAAGAAGAAGGAGAUUGCACAGAUGCAUUAUUUAGAAGAGAACAUUAAAAUGUGCACAGUUUAUUCUGCCUCAUCUAGGCUUUCGCUCCAUCCUUAGGAAGUGCGUAUCAAUACAUAGCAGCAUAUCUUUUUAAUGCAAUUUGCAUAUCCCAGAGAGCGAUAGAACAGGUACACUGAAAAAAAAAGUAUUUAUUUAAUAUUCUUGAUUGGAAAUGUGUUCAUCAUUUCCACAUACAGCACUGUGCAAAACUCAGAGACCACCCUCUCAUUUAUUUAUUUAUAUACACCGAU
Colossoma macropomum (tambaqui) is the source of this 3408-nucleotide messenger RNA. RefSeq names its product oxysterol-binding protein 2-like. Bases 198 to 2621 code for a protein of 807 amino acids. Gene Ontology annotation, molecular function: cholesterol binding. The record is from RefSeq and is a predicted model, not a curated record. Lineage: Eukaryota; Metazoa; Chordata; Actinopteri; Characiformes; Serrasalmidae. Gene Ontology annotation, cellular component: membrane; intracellular membrane-bounded organelle; cytosol. The transcript is spliced from 17 exons.